Molecule: messenger RNA, 5117 nt
Organism: Capra hircus (goat)
Lineage: Eukaryota; Metazoa; Chordata; Mammalia; Artiodactyla; Bovidae
Gene: HHATL
Product: hedgehog acyltransferase-like
Exons: 12
Coding region: 3168-5012 (614 amino acids)
Biological process (GO): negative regulation of N-terminal protein palmitoylation
Cellular component (GO): endoplasmic reticulum
Molecular function (GO): acyltransferase activity
Source: RefSeq, a predicted model, not a curated record
UCCUAGAAGCCCCGGACCAGCUGGGGAGAUAGAUUCCCAGGCCACCAUGUACCCAGCCAGCUGCCCGUCAAGUAGUCACCGCAUGCCAACAGCAUGCCAGCCUCUCCAGGCCUGUUAGGGACCCAGAGGUGAACCUGACUUGCUGCUGCUGCCUUUAGAGAGCUGCUGGUCUGGUCAAAGAGGCAUGGGAAAUGGAGGGCCCUGAUGGAGCAGGAAGAGGUGGGGUGGGGUUGGGGGGAGACAGAGACAGAAAGCUGCACCUCAGAGCCUCCCACCAUCCCUCUGGCUUCCAGGCUCAUUGCCCAGGUCUGAGUGGGGCAGGGGCCAUCCUUCUACUCUCCCUGAGGUAUGGAUGGGAGAGGGUGGGAGGGGAAGGCCCAGGAGAAGAAAGUGUUGUCAAAGGGGACAAGGACGGGGCCCUGAAGGAUCUAACCCAGGUGGGCCGGAUGGGGAGAGGGACAACCUGGUCUGUCCAGGUGAGUGCCCUUGGCCCCUCCUGAGCAGCAGCGCCUGUCCCUGAGGAGGACCUCCCCUCCCCUCAGGCAGGUGGGUAGCCGGUGGGCUGGACUUUUCUCCCACAGAUGGGAACACUGAGGUCCCUGCCCAGAGCCACACGGUGAUGGGAAUAGCAGACAGGUGCCCGGAGAGUGCAACAAACAAAGAGGCCGAGGAUGGAGAGGCCUCAUGUGAGGACUGUCCCCGGCCACACCGUGGGCUGUGGGCCUGGGUGCUCAGGUUCCAACACUGACAGGUGAGACCUGGCUGAGUCAUGGGUAUGGCUUGGCCACUGUCCCUGUGGGGGCCCCUGGGGCACCAGGGCUGAGCUGAAUAAGGUUGCAGUCUGGCUCAGGCUGAUUCAAGCCCCAAACACAUCCCACUGUCCCUGGCCCUCCGGAGGACUCCUCCAGGCCCCCAAACCCCAAAGAAGCGUUUGCCCACCCGCUCCAUCUUCACAGGCGGUGCCUGCACAUACACCCUAUCUCCUACAGCCCCUGAGCCUUACACACAUCCACACACGCCAUAAACAACAUUCCAGACACACACACUUUCCCCAAAUUUUUACUAUGAGCAGCAACCAGAAACAAAUAAAAAGGACUCUGACACUUGAGAAAAUUGGCCCCCUGCCCAUCUUUCCCAGUGGCCCUUGCUGAUCUUGGGCCAGUCACUUCCUGCCCCUCGUUUUGUGGGUGCCAGGUGCCCUCCCCUUGGCACCCCUCAUGCAGGGAGGAGCUGGCCUCAGGCUGUCUAACCUGAGGUCCAAGAAGCCUCCCUAGCCCUCCACCCACCUGCCGUCCACCCCAUCCAAGCUCCCGACAGACCCCACUGUGUGGGGCUCGCCUGGUGGACCUCCUGCUGUGUGUGAGUGCUGCCUGUCCUGGCUUCUGGAGUGAGCGAGGGGUCUCCACCUCUCUUAACAGCUUCUCUCUAUGAGCAGUCCAGUAAGCCAGGGCCUGGCCAUGGAGGGAGUCAUCGAAUCCCCCCUAGAACCCAGUGAGGUCAGGCCCGGCAAGGUGUCCAUUUACAGAGGAGCGUCUGAGGCUCAGAGAAGUGGAUCGCCAGCAAGGAGGAGCUCAGGCUCAAGUUGGGCUGGCUGCACCUGGCUUCUGAAUAGUGAAACCAGACCACCCCAUCUGCUUCCCAGAGUCAUUCUCUUUGAGCCUCACAAGGGCACCAGCUGGAUGGCUGGCCCAGGCUGGUCUCAGCCAGCACGGGUGUGGGUGUGCUGGAUUCCUGCCCCUGCAGGGCAACCAGUUUCAGAAGCUUAUGCAGUUGACCCAACAGCUGAUUCUAACCUCCUCGUACGUCAGUUUCCUUUUCUGUCAACUAGGAAAAAUGGUAACCACCCCUUCCCUAGGAAUUGUGGUGACAUUAAAAAGAGUUAAUCCUUGUAUGGUCUUACAACCAUGCCUGGCUACCGUGAUUAACUCAUUUCUCCUCUAACCACCAUUGCCUCUGCCUCAGGACUCUGCUCAGGUGUCCCACCUCCUCCAGGAAGCCUGCCCUAGUCUGGCUUAGGCAUCCUUGCCUGAUGCGGGCCUCCUCUAGCACUUGUGAUCCAUGACUGGAGCCCCCACUGAGCCCCUACAGGGCAGGAAUCACUGCUCAUGCUUCUCCGAGCUAGGGACCAGCCAUGCCAGGCUCCGUGUCACUCUGGGGAGUGCGUGCUGGGAGGGAGCUUGUCGCUUUAAGGUAUUAUCGAAAGGUAGGGACUCUCCUGCCCAGGCCUUGCUCAGGCCCUGGAAGCGCCCCUGCUGGGGGUAGAGGGAGGAGAGCACCCCUUCCUCCUCUAGUUUCAGCUGAGCCUAUGACUGGGGUUGGGGAUCAGCAUGGGCUCCAGGACCCACCCUUGAUGGAUUACUAUCACACAGCUCCUUCUGCCCCCAGAUUCUGACCCCUGGCACAUGCAGACAGACCCUCACAGACUGAUAUCCUUGCCCCAGAGGACCCCAGAGUGGCUGGAUCACUGGGUGGCACUGGCCUUAAGGAGGCUGUGAGGGGCCCUGGCACACUCCCCAGCAGGGAACUCUGGGGUCUGGCAUCCACCUAUGCAUCUGUCUGACCCACUGGGCUCUGGAGCCGGGGUGGAGUGGCCCUCAGGAUACCCCUCUGUAUCAGGUUGGCUGGUAUGAGGCCUUGGCUACCCCUUCCCAGAAUGAGGGUCCUGUCUCCCCCAGAGGAGUCUCAGUUGGUUGGGAGCACUGUUGUCCGCCUCCAUCCUGCAUGGAGAGGGUGCCUACCCUUGAGGACCCACUCAAGUGACCCUGCUAGCACCCCUCCACCUGGGCAGCUCCCUGUGGGACAGGGUCGGGGUAUGGGGUUCACAUUCUCUCUUGUCAGUUCCAGUUCCACUCCCCGCCUUCACUGAUGCCUGGCCAGGCAGGACUCUGCCUGCUAAAAUGGACCAGUGCAGGGGGCUAGGUGGGGGUGCCCUGAGAAUUCACACGUAAAGGUGUGUACCGAAAUUCAUGGAGCUGACCAUCAAAGUGUGUGCAUAGUGUGAGUGUGGCAAGGCAGGGCAGAGCUCACAAGCCUGCCGAGGUCAGCGGGGGCCACCUGGAAGGCUUCCUGGAAGAGGGGAGUCCCGGCGAGCACUGAGAGGGAGACACAGGCUCUGUGGACCAGGGAAGGCAGGUUGAAGAGAGAUGCAGGUGCCCCGGUGAGAGCUGAUGCCAGUGGCCACCUCUUCUGCGCCCCCACCAUCCUCCCUGCAGCUCCCUGUGGCCAGCAGCUCUGCAGCACUCGGCUCUGCUCCACUUCGCUCAGCUCCGCUCCAGGAAGGCCACCUCCUCCCUGCCCUCCUCCUUCCCCCUCCUCCCGCUGUCACCACUCACAGAUCACAGCCUCGAGGGGGUGGGGACCCCAGGGCUGGACACACCCCACCGUGGCCCCAGAGUCCAGCUGAUCGGACGGUCGCACGGUCGGACGCAGGACCCCGGAGCCCUGAGGUGGGCAGUGUGCCAGGGUCCCUCACAGCUGCCUCAAGCCCCAUCCAGGCUAUGGGCAUCAAGACAGCGUUGCCCGCGGCAGAGCUGGGCCUGUACUCCCUGGUGCUGAGUGGGGCCCUAGCCUAUGCUGGCCGGGGCCUCCUUGAGGCUUCACAAGAUGGGGCCCACAGGAAGGCCUUCAGGGAGUCUGUGCGACCCGGCUGGGAGUACAUUGGUCGGAAGAUGGAUGUGGCUGAUUUCGAGUGGGUCAUGUGGUUCACCUCCUUCCGCAAUGUCAUCAUCUUCGCCCUCUCCGGACACGUGCUAUUUGCUAAACUCUGCACAAUGGUUGCCCCUCAGCUCCGCUCCUGGAUGUAUGCUGUGUAUGGGGCCCUGGCCGUGGCGGGCACCAUGGGCCCUUGGUACUUGCUGCUGCUGCUUGGCCACUGUGUGGGCCUCUAUGUUGUCUCACUCCUUGGCCAGCCCUGGCUCUGUCUUGGCGUCGGUCUGGCCAGCCUUGCCUCUUUCAAGCUGGAACCCCUCAUUUCCUGGCAGAGCGGGUUUGUAACAGGGACUUUUGAUCUUCAAGAGGUGCUGUUUCACGGGGGCUGCGGUUUCACGGUGCUGCGUUGCACCAGUUUUGCGCUGGAGAGCUGUGCCCACCCUGACCACCGCUACUCCCUAGCCGACCUGCUCAAGUACAAUUUCUACCUGCCUUUCUUCUUCUUCGGACCCAUCAUGACCUUUGAUCGCUUCCACGCUCAGGUGAGCCAGGUGGAGCCGGUGCGGCCAGAGGGCGAGCUGUGGCGCAUCCGGGCCCAAGCAGGACUCAGCGUGGUAGCCAUCCUGGCCGUGGACGUCUUCUUCCACUUCUUCUACAUCCUCACCAUCCCCAGCGACCUCAAGUUCGUCAACCGUCUCCCGGACAGCGCCCUCGCUGGUCUAGCCUACUCAAACCUGGUGUACGACUGGGUGAAGGCAGCUGUCCUCUUCGGAGUCGUCAACACUGUUGCGCGCCUCGACCAUCUGGACCCGCCCCAGCCUCCCAAGUGCAUCACAGCGCUCUAUGUCUUCGCAGAGACACACUUUGACCGUGGCAUCAAUGACUGGCUUUGCAAGUACGUGUAUGACUACAUUGGUGGGGAGCACUCGGCGGUGAUCCCAGAGCUGGGGGCCACCAUAGCCACAUUUGCCAUCACCACUCUGUGGCUUGGGCCUUGUGAUGUUGUCUACCUGUGGUCAUGCCUUAACUGCUUCGGCCUCAAUUUUGAGCUCUGGGUACAGAAGCUGGCAGAGUUGGAGCCCCUAGCGCAAAUUGAGACCUCUCUGUCAGAGCAGAUGUCCCGCAGGGUCCGCGCCGUCUUUGGGGCCAUGAACUUCUGGGCCAUCAUCAUGUACAACCUUGUAAGCCUGAACAGCCCCGAGUUCUCAGAGCUGGUCGCCCAGCGUCUGCUGCUCUCAGGGUUCCCCCAGACCACGCUGGCCAUCCUGUUUGUCACCUACUGUGGUGUCCAACUGGUGAAGGAGCGAGAGCGAACCCUGGCUCUGGAGGAGGAACAGAAGCAGGACAAAGAGAAGCUGGAGUAGGUGCGGAGGGGAAGAGGGAUGGGUCCUGCUCAGCUCUUCCUGGGCCCUGGUCCAGGCCAGGCCAGAUGGGGCCUGACUGAUAGAAUAAAAGACUUUUCUACCAUG